AUGGCUGGCUUUGGUUUUCUAAUUUUAUUUGGUUUCAGUUGUUUGUUGUUUCCAUGUGAAGGUAGCUAUUCUUACACGAUGGUGUAACUACAUACAGCAUCUUAUAAAAUGCCUCUCGUGUUGAGAGCUUCUUCGUGAGAGUUUAAUUUCAAUUAUGAGAAAUUGCUACCACCUAAAUAGGCUAAAUCAUGCACUUAGGCCUGUUUCAAACGUCGCGCUUCUCUUGUGCCGACUAUAGAUAAUCAGCUGAAAGGAUAAUCAGCUGAAAGGAUAAUCAGCUCUCAUUAUCUAUUGUUUCUAAUGCGUUCGGCACAAGAGAAGCACGACGUUUGAAAUAGGCCUUACUGAUGUUUUUAUACUUUACUUGUUUCGUUCACUUUACUCGCCAGACGCUCAGAACAGUCACAAAUCAAGUCAAAUUGAAUUGUAUAUCCCUGUAAAUGUUUUAAUUUGUAUUCUUCAUUUCAAUCGGAAUGACUUGACGUCUUAUGAUUUGUUCGUUUUAAUGCGCCCCAACAUUAUUGUAUUAGUGAAUUGAAUGGUAACAAGAAUAUAGAAGUAACUGGGUUUUUAGCAAGUCUAUAUAUCUAGUAUAAUAGCCAUAUGUAAUUGUUGAGUGAACACGUACUCCCCCCGCCCCCGCCUAUAUCUGUGAAUUAUACCAAAACAAAAUAACAAAAUUGGAAAAUUUGUGUGUUGUUUAUAGGAAAAGUCUUUCCACCAUCUGAUGGAACCAGCUUGGUAUUUGCACGUGGAUCAACUGAGAGAAUAGUGUGGUCAUAUGAUGAUGAAAUAGAAGCGUUGAGUCGUCGGAUUUGGACUUUUGAAUCAAGUGAUGGUAAAGUAGAUGAAAGAUUUGCAUUUGUUGACGCUGACGGUGGGGUUAAUAUAUUAACCAGCUUAUUUGAGGUUGCAAUAGAAAAGCCAGCAACAUUGGUUUUAAGAAACAUUAAUGAAACUUAUGGUGGAACAUACAUGUUUAGUCUUCAACCCAGCAAUGGUGGUGGUGAAUCUGAAGUUGUCGUUUCUAUCGCAGGCAAGUUUUCGUCUAUCUUGUAA
Molecule: messenger RNA, 1059 nt
Organism: Paramuricea clavata
Lineage: Eukaryota; Metazoa; Cnidaria; Anthozoa; Malacalcyonacea; Plexauridae
Source: the annotation of a GenBank genome assembly